This is a messenger RNA of Chenopodium quinoa (quinoa), 3240 nucleotides long. RefSeq names its product putative disease resistance protein At3g14460. The record is from RefSeq and is a predicted model, not a curated record. The transcript is spliced from 4 exons. Gene Ontology annotation, molecular function: protein binding; ADP binding. Lineage: Eukaryota; Viridiplantae; Streptophyta; Magnoliopsida; Caryophyllales; Amaranthaceae. The coding region runs from base 1 to 3240 and encodes 1079 amino acids. Gene Ontology annotation, biological process: defense response to other organism.
AUGAUAGAGGCGGUACUAAGCGAUGCCGGGCAGAAGCAACUUGAUAGUAGUAAUAAUGGUGUAAAGUCAUGGAUGCAGGAUCUUCAAGACUUGGCUUAUGAUUUAGAGGAUGUGUUGGAUGCAUUUGCUACACAAGCUCAUAUUUAUGAGUUGAUGAUCAAGGAAGAUGUGCACGGCCGUGUUUUGAAGAAUAACGACCCCAAUUUGGCUAGUUCACCUAACAAUAAUAUGGUGCAAAGCAUUGUUGUUAGUGGAUCAAAAGCUGUGGAGCAUCUGUCAUUCAUGUUUAACUCGGGCCAAGAUUUAACAGCGAAGAUAGAAGAGAUUAAUCAGCAGUUGAAAGAAAUUUUGAGCCAGACUAAGGGCUUAGGACUUUCUGUACAUGUGAUGCAGCAACAAGUUAUACCUCCAAGAGCAGAACGAGAAUGGAAAAGCUGGCGGGAAUCAACUUCUUUGUUAUGUGAGCCAUUUGUUUAUGGACGGGAAGGUGACAGAAAAGAGACCAUAAGUCGACUACUGAAUGAUGAGAGCUCAAUGACUGGUAAUAACUAUGUUGUAAUUCCUAUUGUUGGAAUAGGAGGCAUUGGUAAGACGACUCUUGCUCAGCUCAUCUACAAUGAUGAGGAAGUGAAUGUGUUUUCUUUAAAGGCAUGGGUUUAUAAAGUGCUAACAGGUAGACGAUUCUUGAUCGUACUUGAUGACAUAUGGAAUGAGAAGUAUAGUGAUUGGGAUAGGUUACGGACCCCAUUAAGAGCAGGAGCGAAGGGAAGUAGAGUUGUGGCUACUACAAGAAGCCAGAAAGUUGCCAGGGUCAUGAAUCCACAGCUGAAUAGUAUGAUUUUGUUGGAGGGUCUCUCAGAUGAUGAUUGUUGGCGUAUAAUUGUACAAAAUGCAUUUGAUGAUGCUGGUAUUUCUUUAAGCCCAAAUUUUAGCUUAAUGAGAGAUGAUAUGACAAGAAAGUGCAGAGGCCUACCCAUGGUAGCGAAAGCUCUUGGAGGCCUUUUGAGGUCUAAAGUAGAGGAGGAUGAGUGGCAAGAGACGCUUCAUUAUAAUACUUUGAGGAUGAGCGAGAGCAGGGUAUUAGAGGUAUUGGAGUUGAGUUUUCAUGACCUUCCAUCGCAUCUGAAACGGUGUUAUUCUUAUUGCUCCAUUUUUCCAUAUGAUCAUGUAUUUACAGAGAAGGAUGUCAUCUUAUUGUGGAUGGCUGAAGGAUUUUUACCCGAAAAUGGAGGAAACAAGCAAAUGGAAGACAUAGGCCAUGAUUAUUUUCAUGAUCUAGUAUCAAGAUCAUUUUUUGAACCGAGCAUAAAGGGAUCAGAAUAUUUCAAAAUGCACAGCCUACAAAGUGAUUUGGCUCGAGAGGUUGCAGGUAAAUUAUGCUUAGCAAUAAAGGAUUGUUCAGUUAAUAAAGAUUGGUCGAAGGCCUCUUGUAGAGCUCGACAUAUAUCCUUCACUAAACUAGAUGAGCCUGACAGAUGCGAUGAUAUGUUUUCCUUAAAGGUCAGCCACUUUCGUACUUUUGCUCAUUUUGACAAGCAUAUAUUUUCUGGUUCUUCAAAUCGAGUACUUGAUCUUAUAGGAAUGUUUCAAUGCAUGAGGGUGCUACGGCUACCUCACAUGGAAUUUACAAUAUUUCCAGAAUCCAUAGGCGAUCUGAAGCUCUUACGGCUUCUCAAUCUCUCAUACAAUAAUAUUGAAGAAUUGCCUGAUUCCUUAAGCAACCUUGUUAAUCUCCAAACUCUGCUGUUGAAAGGUUGUGACAAACUUCAAAAGCUGUUGGAAAAUAUGAGAUGCUUAAUCAACCUUCGCCAUGUGGAUAUUGAUGGCUCCUCUGUUCGUGAGAUGCCGUUGAGGAUUGGGAAUCUGACGAACCUGCAAACAUUGAACAAUUUUAUCAUAGGAGCAAAUGCACCCAUUAUAAGAGAUUUGAAGAAUUUGAAUCAUCUUAGGGGAAAGCUAACUAUAACUGGCUUAGAAAAUGUGUUAAGCUCCAAUGACGCAAGAGAAGCAAGGCUGCAUCAGAAAUCAGGUCUUCAUGAGCUAGAGAUGGUAUGGGAUUGGGGAAACUUUAUUAACGGGGUUGAUGACAACACUAGAAUAGAUGUGCUUGAUCAGUUGGAGCCUCACAAAUCUAUCAAAGUGUUAACUUUGCGGAACUACAAGGGUGUGGCGUUCCCAAGAUGGUUGGGAGACCCUUCUUUUACUAAGAUGGUUAUCAUAAAGCUAGUAGGUUGUGAGAGAUAUGAAUCUUUACCAUCACUAGGGAAGCUGCCAUCAUUGAAGGAGCUUGAGGUUCAAGAAAUGCGUGGUCUUAAAGUCGUAGGUUAUGAUUUUCAUGGUGUUGGUUGUUCAAAUCCAUUUCCGACAUUAAGAACUCUGAGGUUUAGGUCUAUGACUUCUUGGGAGAGUUGGUUACAGUCAUCAGCUGAUAACAGGGGAUUCUCUUGCCUUCAAGAGCUUUCAAUCAAGGAUUGUUCCUCUCCACAGCAAUCUUUACCUUCAUGUCUCCCUUUGCUACACACACUUGAGAUACAACGUUGCAAGCAACUAUUAACAGAAAGAGGAAAUAUUUCUUCUUCUGAUCUUUCACUAUCUGAGGAAGAUUUGAGUCCAUCAAAACUUGCUAACCUCACCAAGUUAACAAUAAGUGAAUGUCCCUAUCUCAUCUCAUUUCCGGAAGAUCUUGUUCUCCCUGGCCUACGAAAUCUUCUGAUAUCAGUUUGUCGAAACCUAGAGUCCCUCCCAAAUCAAAUGCAUAACUUCACUUCCCUCCAAGACCUGAUUCUUACAAACUGUCCAAAAAUCCACUACUUUCCAAAAGGCGGUCUACCCAUGAACUUGCUUUCACUCUACAUGGAUGGACUCAACAUUGAACAACCAAUGCAAGAAUGGGAGUUGCACAACCUUAAUACUCUUGAAAAGCUCUCAAUAUCCGAUAUUGGGUGCUCUUCAAAUUCAAUAUACUCCUUCCCAAAUGAGGAUAUUCGUCUGCCCUCAUCAUUGACCGGAUUAGCCAUCAGUGGUUUCAUUAAUAUGAAAUCAGCAUCUUGCUUGAGUAUUCUAAAUCUCACUUCCCUCUAUGUUAGGGGAUGUCCAAAACUUGAAUGUUUUGUUGACAAUUGUCUUCCUCCUGAACUUCAAGAAUUAUGGGUUGUUCAGUGUCCUGUGCUGAAACGUCGAAUGGAAAGGGAUCCUCUUCGUCACACUCUAUCGUGCAUUACUCAUCUCCGUUUUUGCUAG